Messenger RNA from Capra hircus (goat), 2607 nucleotides. Its product is annotated as glycerophosphodiester phosphodiesterase domain-containing protein 4-like. Gene Ontology annotation, cellular component: membrane. The record is from RefSeq and is a predicted model, not a curated record. Gene Ontology annotation, molecular function: glycerophosphodiester phosphodiesterase activity. The coding region runs from base 1 to 2607 and encodes 868 amino acids. Gene Ontology annotation, biological process: lipid metabolic process. The transcript is spliced from 18 exons. Lineage: Eukaryota; Metazoa; Chordata; Mammalia; Artiodactyla; Bovidae.
AUGGAUAACACUGAUGAGACUGAGAAUGAGGAGACAGGAAGAUGGAGAAACUUUAAUUCAUGGAUUAAAUGCAACUUCAACUAUGAAUGUUACAUGACUUUCCUUAAUGGCUGCUACAGCUGCAACUGGGAAGCCAAACAGGAGAAGAAGGCUAGACGACCACUCUGCUGCUGCUCUUUGAGAGAGCGAUUAUUUUACCCUUGGUUGAUUGUGUCCUUUUGCUUGUCUACAGUUUUACUUUUUACAUGGAUAGAAACUUCAAAUGAAUUCAAUGGCUUUGACUGGGUUGUUUUCCUAGGUACAGGAGUCUGGUUCUUUUGGUCCAUUGUCUUGCUGAGUUUCCUUGGGAUCCUGGCUGCCUACACAACAUUGCUACUGGUACUUGGAUUUUUGUUGUGUUGGGAAAAAAAUCAGCUAUACCUGCACUGGUAUCAUAAGAUCCUGAUUCUGAUAACGAUUCUGUUUUGCUCACUUUUGUUGUGGAUUUUAUUAACUUACUGGAAAGAUAGGUGGCUCACCAUUGGGCUGUCAUUGCAGAUCUUUUCUCCCUACAUACACCUGAGCAGCAUAUCUGUGAUGAUUUUGCUUUCGUGGCCUGUGGCUAUCUACUUGAUUCAUUUGGAAGGAGAAGCUAGAAUGAGAAGAUUCCAGAUUACAAGUAUUGAAAGAAAAAGAAACAAGAGGUGUAACAUGCACACAAAAUUGAGAGCUUUACAAGUGGCUAUUGGGUUGCCCUUUGUUCUUAUACUUUUGUGUCUCUAUGUGGUGCCAUUUGGGAUUUAUUCUCCCUGCGUUCAAGAGAAGGAUAAAUUAGGGCCCAAGCCAAACUUCUUCGGACAUAGAGGUGCACCCAUGCUGGGGCCUGAGAAUACCAUCAUGUCCUUUGAGAAAGCUGUUGAACAUGGGGCCCAUGGACUGGAGAGUGAUGUACAAAUAAGCUUGGAUAAGGUGCCUUUUCUCAUGCAUGAUUAUGACUUGAGAAGAACAACCAAUAUCUUGGACGUCAUGCCAAAUGCCUCCCACGAACACAGUAGCUUUUUUAAUUGGGAUUUCCUGUCAACUCUGAAUGCAGGCAAAUGGUUUUCAGAUUCAUGGAUCAAACCAUUUUUUCGUAUGAAACCCUUAUCAGAGGCUGAUAAGGAAAGAGCAAGAAAUCAGAAGAUUCCCAAACUAUCUGAGUUAUUGGAACUUGCACGGAAGGAAAAAAAGUUGGUUAUAUUUGAUCUUAAUGCUCCUCCACAGUCACAUCCUUCCAGAUCAUCAUAUAUCCGUCUUGUAGUAAGCGUGAUCCUUGACUCUAAGAUUGAGCAACAUCUGAUUAUUUGGUUACCAGGUUCUGAUAGGAAGUAUGUCAGGAGCAAAGCUCCUGGUUUUCAGCACAUUGGCCGGUUAUUCACCAUUGAAGAACUUAGAAAAGAAAAUAUCACUAGAAUAAAUGUUGACUAUAAGAGGUUGUUCUACAAUGGCUUGAAAGAAUAUAAAGCAGCUAACAUCACCAUCAACUUAUAUGUCAUCAAUGAACCUUGGCUCUUCUCACUGGCCUGGUGCUCCAGGAUUCACUCAGUGACCACAGACAAUAUUCAGGUCCUAAAGAAGAUAAAUCACCCUUACUACUUCAUGACACCAAAGUUCUAUCUAUUCAUGUGGAUUUUCAUGGAUAUUCUUGCUGCAGUUUUCAUUGUUGCCGUAUUUCAUUUUUAUUGGAAGAGAGAGAGCCAGAGUGAAAAAAUCCUCCAUGGUAUCACCAGUUACACAGAAACUCCAAGUACAAGCCUCCAUGAUGAAGUUUUGGAAGUUGUGGAAAUACCUGGACUUUUAACCAAGAGUGACUCUGAAGUCAUUAUACCAGAGGUUGUCAAUGAAACCACUGCACCAACCGUGUAUCCCACAGAUGAUGUUGGACAACCAGUGCCCACUGAGCCAGCCUUUGAACCCAUCCAAGCACCCACUUCAGAAGCCAACAGAGAGGCCACCCUCCAAACUGUAUUGCUUACCUUGGAGGCAAAUGAACCUACAGUUCCCUUCACAGAGAAGUCUCCUCCUGAAAUGUACCCUGAAAAGCCCCCCACCAUUGACUCCCCCCAGGAGCUGGGAGGUCAUCCAUCUUGUAGCCCUGAAAACAGCAGCAAGAAGAUAAACAGAGCACCGAGAAGGACACUGCCAUCCACUCAGAUCCAGAACAGAGACAGCUCCCAAGAAACUGCAGUGGACAGAAGCCUGGACAAAGAAAAAUCCUGCCCUGCCCCUGGGCUCAGCCUCCCCAGCCAGCAGCUGAAGGUUCCCAGUGGUGAUGUGGAAGAAGGUGUUGCUGCUGCUCCAGUUGAAGAACUUGGUGAAGGGGUGAGUGGUCAAGAUGUCCUAGAGGAGCAGAGAGAGUCUGAAGUUGCACAGCUGGACUGUCUGGCUUCACUCUCCUCAGCUCCAGCCCAGAGACACCACCCACAUGAAGGACCUCAGGCCCUCAGACAGAGAAAGAAGCAAGAGGGUAGAGUCCAGCUGUGCCACAGGGCUGCUGUGCAAGGCAGGCCAUGGUUGGGAUCAGCUAGAGGGACAGCCAAGCAAGCCCAGGAGGCUGUCAGGUAUGUGGGGCCAGUCCUGGAAUUUUAA